This is a messenger RNA of Gaeumannomyces tritici R3-111a-1, 1212 nucleotides long. RefSeq lists its product as hypothetical. The record is from RefSeq and is a predicted model, not a curated record. The coding region runs from base 1 to 936 and encodes 311 amino acids. Lineage: Eukaryota; Fungi; Ascomycota; Sordariomycetes; Magnaporthales; Magnaporthaceae. The transcript is spliced from 4 exons.
AUGGCGUCCCAAAAGAACGGCAACGGCAACGGCAACGGCAACAGCAACUAUCAAAACCCAUACAGUGUUGACGUGUUUGAUAUCGUGGCCACGCAAGGCGCCUUCCUUGUUACACCGUAUGGCAGCCCAGUGCACCCUAGCCCAGCAGGGCACGACGAAAAAUUCGCCAAAAAGCUUUACAUCCGACUUAAAUCCCAGCUUACGGUAGUCCAGCCUGGCCGAGCCGUGAAGUAUGGAAAACGCGCCGCCGAGGAAUCGCUCAGCGGCCACACGCCGCCCGAGGUCCGGGCGGAGUACGACAUAAGAAGCCGGAAGCGGUGGCAAGCGUUUCUGGAAGAGUGCAGCGCCGACGAUGACGACGACGACGAUGAUGAUGGUUCUCCGGCCAAAGUUGACCCCCAGCGAGGUCUCGCCGCACCAGCGACGGCCAAGCCGCCUUCCCGGCCCCUGACCCCGUCCUCAUCUACACUUGAAACGCCCAAUUCCGCAGAUACCAUCCCGCCUGCGGGCCGUCCUUCGGUCGCACAGGCCGGCACCACGACACGGCUGGACAUGGCGCCCCAAAAGAACGGCAACGGCGACGGCAACGGCAACAGCAACUAUCAAAACCCAUACAUUUUUGACAAGUAUAAUGUCGUGGCCACGCAAGGCGCUUUCCUUAUUACACCGUACGGCAGCCCAAUGGGCCGUUGCCUAGCAGAGUACGACGAAAAAUUCGCCAAGGAGCUCCACCUCCGACUCAAGCGCGUCCUUGCGGUAGGCCAGCCGCCUAUCCGAACCGCGACGAGAGAUACGGACACGGAGGAGGAGGAACAGGCCGAGGAGCGGCCGGCCAAGAUGCACCGCAACGCGGCCGCAGACGCGGCGGGGUCGCAACAGAGCGGCCGGCCGAGACGUGCACCUCGCAGAGCAGCCCAUCGACCUCGAGCAGCAUGAGGGGUUCCCCGCACGGCGCGUUGGGGCGGCAGAGUGCGAGCAUUAGGGAGGGAGCCCACAUCGGCCAAGUCCACCACGGACGCAUGCCGGGAGCCCGCGGUCGGACGUGGAGCCCCGAGUACCCCCGCCGCCGGUCAAGGUGGAAUUCACGGGCUUGGAAUCGAGGAGGAGAUGCAUAUUGUUGUAAGGAGUUGCUAGAGUAAAAACAAGCAUUACCUGAUGCUGCUUGCAGAUGGACGGUACAUUGCCACACAUUUCCAUUUUCGUACAUGACGA